This is a messenger RNA of Zingiber officinale, 1405 nucleotides long. Its product is annotated as WRKY transcription factor 71-like. Gene Ontology annotation, molecular function: DNA-binding transcription factor activity; sequence-specific DNA binding. NCBI's taxonomy places the organism in Eukaryota, Viridiplantae, Streptophyta, Magnoliopsida, Zingiberales, Zingiberaceae. The coding region runs from base 112 to 1038 and encodes 308 amino acids. The transcript is spliced from 3 exons. The record is from RefSeq and is a predicted model, not a curated record. Gene Ontology annotation, biological process: regulation of DNA-templated transcription.
GAGAGAGAGAGAGAGUAGCUUAUCAUCUAAACCCACACACUUUCGCCUCUCUCUUCUGCUCUCCUCCACUUUCUCUUCUCGCCACCACCGUCGAGACGUCUCGACCUCUCCAUGUCCGGCGGCGAUGAUCGGGGGCUCUUCGGCUACCCUCUCGACAGAGAUCUCUCGUUGAUCUUCCCGGCCAGUACCGGGCAGAAUCCGGUGUCGGAUAGCCUGCAGGACCUCAUCGCCUUCGACGACUACUACCUGGCCGACCCUUUCGACGAAUCAUGCUGGCAGCCAGACGUCGGGUUCAGCGGCGUCAAGUGGGGCCCCAUCCAAGCGGCCACGACGCCGCCAACUGGAGGCUCGUCGUCGUCGUCGUCCCCGGUGUCGGCUAACUGCUCGGCGGCGUCGUCGUCGACGACGGAGGCGGCGGCGGACGGGGAGAUGCUCAACGAGGGGAGGCAGAAAGAGCGAUCAGAAGCGGCGACCGACGCCGACAAAUCGGAGCUCAAAGCGUGCGAACAAGGCCAAGAAAAAGGGAGAAAAGAGACACAGGGAACCUCGCUUCGCCUUCAUGACCAAGAGCGAGGUGGAUCAUCUGGAAGACGGCUAUCGAUGGAGAAAAUACGGCCAAAAGGCAGUCAAAAACAGCCCUUUCCCAAGAAGUUACUACCGUUGCACGACGCACAAGUGUCCGGUGAAGAAGAGAGUGGAGAGAUCGUACCAAGACCCGUCCACCGUGAUCACCACAUACGAAGGGAAGCACACCCACCCGAGCCCCGCCGCCGCGCAGCGAGGGCUCUACCUACCGGCGGCCACGGCACCUCCGCCUCAGCUUCCGUUCUCCGCCGCGGCAGCGCCGCCGGACCACUUCAUCCACCACCACCGCAGCCGCCUCCUGCAGCAAAUGCGAGCGCUCACCGGCAUGGCAGACGGCGGCGGCAUGCAGCUCUCGCAGUCGAAUCCCUGGCGGCCGCCGGUUCAGCUGCCGGACUGCGGCCUCCUGCAGGACGUCGUUCCCUCCUUCUUCCAGCCAAAGCAGCCAUGACUUAGCUCGAUCGAUCUUAAUCUUGCAGGUAACUUUAUUAAUUAAUUAUGAUCAGUGGUACUCUUUCUCGAUCGUUUUGCGAUCGUAGUUCUUGUACAAAGAUUACGAUCUAGGCAUGCAAUAUAAUCUAAUUAACCUAGUGAAUGAGAUGGAUCAGAUCUGUGUGUGUGUGUGUGUGUUUGUUUCCUAAACUAGAACUGGUCAUGCAGCGUAACAUCAGCCCUAGCUAAUUAGUUCCAAUCUAUUAAGAGUUUAUUAUGUGAAUCAUAUUUCGUAUUGUAAUUAUGAUUAAUCAUUGUAUUUUCAUAACUACACUACUGUGAUUGUACACCACAUUUUUAGAUAAAUUAUAUAAAUAUAUUUAUUGGACUA